AAAAAAGAUUGUCGGAGUCUGCGCAGUUCCGUUGUUCUCGUCACUCCGAACUUUCGGGAGAACCGCGGAGGAAGAAGGAGGGGAGAGAGAGCGAACAACGCCAUUUUCCCUGUCAGACAGGUGUUUUUAGUCCAGACUGCCAGUUCCAUCAAGGACCAAACAGUCCUGGAGGGCGGUGAAAUUGGACUCGGGACCAAGCUGAGUUGUAGUGGGCCGUCAGAGGAGGAGGAGUUGACGAGGCGGAGCCAUGUCGACCUCGUGGCGUGAAGAUGAUGAAGAGUUCAAGGUGGGAGGAGUAAAGGCUGGGUUGAGAUCUAAGCCGAGGUUCUCCUUCACGGAGGUCAAAGUGCUGCUAGAGGCGGUGAAGAGGAACCGAUACAUCAUCCUCAGGAAGUUUAACCAAGGUGUGUCGGCUGAAGCCAAGAAAGCCACCUGGAUUGAAAUCACGAAUCAGAUCAACGGCCUGGGAGAGAAUCACCGAGAGGUGCGUCAGAUCAUGAAGAAAUGGGCCGACCUCAAGUGCGAUGGAAAGCGGCGCAUCGUCGCCCUCCGGGGCCCCAACGGCAGCCACCUGAGGAAGAAGAACCUGGGCCCCGUGGAGAGGAUGGUCCAUAAGAUACUGAUGCUGAGUCCUAGAGGAGACGGCGACAGUGAUCUGGACCUGGCUGAAGAUGAUGAUUUUUCAAAGCUUUACAGUAAAGGCCCACCCUCUAACCCUCCAGCUUACUCCUACCUCAACUUGACAGACAGUUCCCACUCUUUACCCGGAGGGGCCCCCUUAGAAUUUUCUCCUCUCUCGUCACCAGAGAAAGAACUUGGCGGCGAUCCUUUCCAUUCCUCCUCUGACUUUGACUUAGACCUGGGUGACGACGGAGAACGUACCAUGGAUUUUGACGAAAAUGACGACGCCAUGUUCUCCUCCUACCCUCCCUCUCUUCCCCCGCCCUCCUCCACCUCCCUGGACCCCCUGCCUGACGACGCCCUGCUGAGGAUCAAGCCAGUCCACACCUACUCCCGAAACAACAACCAGAACCAAAACCACAUCCCGAACCACGCUUACCCCAGACCUCCCCCCGUGGCCUCCACCUCCUCUGCUUUCCCAUCAGAUUUGGACGCCGCCUCGUCCUCUGCUGCGCCUCCCGCGCCACAGUCCCCCACUCGCUCCAACAUGACCGCCCCCUCUCUCCCUGCUCCCACCUCAUUCGCUCCCCCACCUCCUCCCGCCUCUGUUGCAGCCGCUGUCUCUACCUCUCACCCUUCGCCCCCGUCCACUUUCAUCCCACCACCUCCUGCUUCCUCAGUUGCUGGAUCCUCCUCUGUUGCUCCCUCCUCUUGUGUCCCUUCUUCCAACUCUCAUCAACCUUCUCCCUCCUCCUCAGUCCCCCCACCCAGUCAUCCCUCCACGUCGGGCUCAAACCCGGUCGACCCUCUCCCCACUGGAGCGUCCUUCCGCAGGGCCAAUGACGACGUGGCCCAGCUGGCCUCUCAGAGCCUCCAGCAGCAGCGGGCCAGCAGGAUGCUCUUGACCUCGGUGUCUCAGUCUCUGGAGACGUUGGCUCAGUCCGUGCAGCUGCUCGUGGAGAGCCAGCAGGAGUUUGUGCAGGAGUCUCUGCUGCUGCAGAGGGAGACCGUGGACAUCCUGAGGGAUUUCUCCAACACAGCGCUGACUAUGCUGAGAGACAAAGCCCACAGUGGACAACUGGCGACACACCAUCAUCAUCCCACUUCACACUUCUGAAACACGGAAAUGAACAACCUUUUGGUAAAGACGUAGGAAGUAACCACAAGCCAAGUGCAGGUAGAUUUUGGCCGUGGGAGUAGCCACCAUGUGGAGUUCCUCUGAUUUAAACACCCAUCAUGUCAGUAAAAAUCAUGAAAGAGGUGUCUGACUUUACGAGCCACUGUGGCUGCUGGACAGAGAAGAUGCUUUCCCACAUUAGAGGCACAAAGAUACAGUUUCAGCCCAUGAUAUCGCUCGUUUGUUUGUGACAGGCUCGUGUGCUUUAAAAGGCGUCACCCUCUUACAAAUUUCCACACAAACGCUGACUAACUGACUAGAUUGUGGAGAUAAAAACACUGAAGAUACACUAGACGAUGGAGGGACAGAGUCGUGCAUUUCAUGUGGCACAUUUACAUCUCGAGUGCACUGGGACACUUGAAUAAGAGGGGACUGAAUGUGGGCUCAACUCAAACCGGCUCCACAGUCACGCUGUCCUGUCCGGCGGUGGGAAGUGCAGAAAGUCUUCUGUCAGCCACAUCCUGGUCAUGGAACAUGUCUGUGAUGCAACGACAGCUUUUACACAAAUUAGAAUAAAAGUAUUUUAAACGCAGUGACAUGUUUUGUUUAGGUUUCUGCUCAAUUUACUGCGCGUGAUGGAAAAGUGAGCUAAAGGGUUCAUUAAUCAAAUUUAAGGACAGAUAAUUAUCUUUCUUAGCUGUGAGAUGUGUGUUCUGCUUCCAAAAGGCCUUCAUGUUUGGUCUCAGACUGCCUCGGUUACAUGGAUUAUAUAUGAAGAUCAGAGGAGCUUCUUCCAUUUAGUUAGUUUACAGUUCACUUGGAUGAAAGAACAGGAGAGCAGCUAUUGUGCCCGCUCCAGUUUUGACCCGGUUAGAGGAAUUAUUUAGUUUCUGAAAGGUCCCAGGUCUGAUACCGGUCCUUAAACACCUGCCAUACUCACUGUCAGAUAGUCUAGAUCAGAGUGCCAGCUGAUCAUCACAAUUAAAUGGUAUUAUCUUUUAAUCAGAGCCAUCCUGUAGCAACAAAUUUAAACUGCGUAUCCUACACAGUUUAAGUUAGUUAAAGUGUUUUUCAUUAUUACUGUUCAAUUCCCGAUCUUAAAGGUGCAGUAAGCAAUUCUGGAGAAAUCGAACACCGUGAUAUGGAGAGAACAACGACACAGCAAGUAAUCUAACUAACAUUAGCUACGUUGUAGAUUAGCAAACUGUGGCUGCAGCCAACGGCCCCAGACUCUGAUACUCACAACAACAGCAUGAGUUGGUGAACUAGAAAGGAAGCUGAAUAACCGUGUGCAAGACAUUAAACGUUACCUGACACACAAUUCAUGACUAGAACGACUGGAACAGUGUGUGUUGGAUUAGAAUCACUGACCUCAGCUUUAAGGUUCCCUGAGGUCUGCUGGCCCCUGUGCUGAAGUAUGCAGGUAAACCCUGAAUCAACUUACUGUCACUUAUUUACUGAAGAGCCUGCACAGAAAUCUACUUUGUUGGUCUACGUGCAGAGUUCAUUUCAGUUCACUUCUGUUCUGUGGUUUGAUCGUCUGGCAGGGGUUAAUUAUUACUAUUACCACUAUUUCAGUGGGCUAAAUGUAUCCCACAAUGCAAAAUAAAAACUAGUGCAAACGAGCAUCUUACAGUAGGGUCCAGUUGGUAUUUAUGUAACUAAAAACGCUGUGUUAAACGGUUACCUCAAUACAGCUCUAUAUUUAGAUUUUACUGCACAGUCUUCCCAAAUAUACUGAUGUUUAGCAAAAACUAUUGUUAGCAACUUCAAAGCAAAGCGUUUGUCUUGGAGAAACUAAGCACGAAGCCUAGAAACAGUUGUAGUACGUGGUUGAAGAUGCUUUUUGACUCUCCUGUUCUUUGACCCUGUUCUUCGUGCUCACCUCCCACCUUAAAAGGUUUCCUCACCCGCAGUGGGCUCUCUGUCUGACUGACCAAACGACAUGUAACUGUGCUGUAACGCCGGGCUGUGUGAUGUUUCCUACAACCAAAUCCCGAGAAUAAAGAUUUUAUUAUUAAAAGAA
This is a messenger RNA of Micropterus salmoides (largemouth bass), 3764 nucleotides long. RefSeq lists its product as uncharacterized. The record is from RefSeq and is a predicted model, not a curated record. Gene Ontology annotation, cellular component: nucleus. Bases 248 to 1738 code for a protein of 496 amino acids. NCBI's taxonomy places the organism in Eukaryota, Metazoa, Chordata, Actinopteri, Centrarchiformes, Centrarchidae. The transcript has 7 exons.